AACCUACAAUCAGUGUGUGUUGUUUUUGUUUUUAUUCAAUCAUGGCUCAGCGGAGGACGGUGACACCUAUCAUAGCUACAAUUCGGAAUUGGUUCCUCGGAUUCAAGCAUCAAUCACCUCUUCGUUAUGAAGAAGAAUAUGCUAAAAGAACUCAACCACCUCCAAGCUUACCUGUAGGUCCUCAUCAUAAACUUUCUGGUAACUAUUAUUAUACUCGAGAUGCUCGUCGAGAGGUUUUGCCACCAGUAGUAGCUUACAGCCCAACACCAGCUAUUGCUGCAGGAGAAUCUGCUGAGUCUCAAGAAACAGUAAAAAAACUGCCACCAAUUCCUGGCUUUGGUUAUGAUUGGUCUACAGGGAAAUCAGAAUUCAAGACGAAAUGAAGAUUAAUAUCUGAUUAGAUAAUGUUGCUUACACACGACCAUGCUACCUUGGCUGAGAAGUCCUUUGAUAAAAUUCAAAAGAAUUGCUUGUGUAAGAAUCAGAAAAAAACAAGUUAUUUAUAGAAUUAAAUACAAGUUUGUAAA
Molecule: messenger RNA, 527 nt
Organism: Octopus bimaculoides (California two-spot octopus)
Lineage: Eukaryota; Metazoa; Mollusca; Cephalopoda; Octopoda; Octopodidae
Product: NADH dehydrogenase [ubiquinone] 1 alpha subcomplex subunit 7
Biological process (GO): mitochondrial electron transport, NADH to ubiquinone; ATP synthesis coupled electron transport
Cellular component (GO): respiratory chain complex I; mitochondrial inner membrane
Source: RefSeq, a predicted model, not a curated record